Molecule: messenger RNA, 4164 nt
Organism: Lentinula edodes (shiitake mushroom)
Lineage: Eukaryota; Fungi; Basidiomycota; Agaricomycetes; Agaricales; Omphalotaceae
Exons: 5
Coding region: 1-4164 (1387 amino acids)
Biological process (GO): protein phosphorylation
Molecular function (GO): protein kinase activity; ATP binding
Source: RefSeq, a predicted model, not a curated record
AUGAGAAGGCAUACGCCGACCUUAUACCCUCAUGUAGAGCAGGAUAUCGGCGAAGAUCAGGACGCGGAAUGGCCAGUCUCUCUUUCCCAAUCCCGGAACUCCCAUGUUUCACCUCCACUUUCCUCGACCGGCACUCUAAGUUCUCGAACGAAGUCACGGACGAAGCGUUCUUCCUUUCCAUCCAACCCCAUGCACACACGAUUACGCUCUCUUCAUGAUUCAAAUGUCCAUCCCCGAGUCACAGACGUUUAUUCUCAGUUCGUAAAAAGAUAUCGAUCUACAAAUGGCGAUUCGGACGACCCGCGGAAUGACCCGGAUAGUCAUUAUUUCAACAGAGGGCUUGGGCAGCUGGUGGAUGCAGGAGACAGUGAUGAUGAAGAUUUCUCGAGAGCAACUCUUGCUUCCGGAGCCGAUGGGUUAGAGCGUGUGUCCCUUAUGCUCGAAUCAGAGCCAAUAGAACCCGCGUCUCAAAAGGAAAAGGACCGGCUUAACUGGCAGAUAUAUUUUGCUUCGGUUCUUGGAGGAGAUGUGCUGCGGUCAGAGAAGUCACGGAUAGCAACUGUGCUGGAGGCUUCUGUAGACGAACAGAACCCUCACCUAAACACUUGGCUUGGUAUACGCGCUAAAAUCCACGGGCGUUCCGUCAAGGAGGAACGUGAAGCUUUGGAAAAUCGCAGGAUGCAUCUAGUCGACUCAGUUAUCAAAGAGAUCAACACUUUUCGCCUCGAGAACUCAGAUUGCUCGCAGGCUUUGUGCCAAAUUUUGGCCGUACUGCGCCGUCUGGACACCGUACAUUCUUUAUAUCCAAAUCUCAAAGCAUUCUAUCUCGAUAAACCUGAAGCCACCGAACCCGCAUUUCAGGCCCGAUCCGAUACACUCAAUACAUGGGCUACGGUUUUGGAUACCCUUCGCCACCAGGCUGCCGUUCUACGCCGAUGGACUGGAAGCGAAGCAUUGGACGUCACACAACCUAAUACUUCGGGGGAGAUACCCAUAAAUCCCAAUCAGCGGCAUAAUGGACAGCCCGAAGUUGCUGAUGGAUCCAGUUUCGUGGAGCGAAUGUUGAAAGAAGAGUCCAUACAGCGGAUGUUCGAGAAAGGGUCCUUGGUCACUGUGCACGCGUCCGUUGCCGCCGCUCGAGAUGCUCAAGUCAACCUUGCAGGUCUUUUUGAAGAAAUGAAUCUCCCAACAUUCGAAAACGAACUCCUUCCCUUGAUAUCCUUCCCAACUAAACUUGCACAGGCUUGUUUACAUCUCCGACUAGCCUAUGUUCAAAAAAUCAAGGAGCCUGAUAUGCUCAUCCUCGACCAAAUGAUAGAUGAUCUCAAACUAGGCAUUGGUUUGGCAUGUACCCUGAAACGACAAUACGAAGCAUUUUUAGCGCCAGAUCCCGGUGGAAAGUGGAAUCUACCAUCGUGUAUCAAUGCUGACUAUGAUGCUAGUAUUCUUGAUUCUAUGAGCAUAUUUUUUCGUCUAAUUCAUUGGAAAUUGAAAGGCGGAGCAAAGGGCGUAUAUUUCAAAGAGACUGAUGUGUUGGAGGCCCAAUGGGCAACUUUGAAUGAUGUUGGGCUGUCCGUUUCUGGAGGAUCAAGCUUAGUCGCGGAACAGAUUUGCUCUCUAACCAAUCGACUCAUGGUUCGUGUCAUCAAUUAUUUUGACACUCAAGUUCGUGUCCCGACAUCUGCUACGGCGGCCGCUGCAGCAGCGAUGAACGGAAAAGCCAAGGACGCAAAAUACACCUUUGAGGAACAUAUGAGUGAUCCAUCCACACGCGCUAUGACCGACGAGCAAAAAGUUAGCUGGUACGGCAAAGUAUUAGACAGUGUGCGUUUGCGGUAUCGUAAGCUUCAACGAUUUGCAAGAGAUCUCACCCACCGCUUCAGCAACUCUGCUGAAUAUAGCCUCGAAGGUCUUGAACAACUUGAUCACUUCAUUGAAUGCUUGGUUGCCACCGACCAUUUCCUCGUGUACACUCACACAUAUGAAGAAGAGGGUAUGUACGUUGUUGCUUCAAACUCCCUCUUCGAUCGUCCCAACGAGAUGCAGCGUAUCUUUACGGAAGCCUUCCAAGUCUACGAAAUCACCGACGACAAUGGCACCCACAUCGUCGAACCAGAGCCUGAUUACGAGGACUCACAGUAUCUUCUUGUCCUGUCCCCCCGGCAUCAGUUCACAUGGCGAGGUCGCGUAAUGCUCUUAGAGUUGCCCAAAAUUAACCUCGAAAUGAAGGACGAUCGUGUGCGACUCAUAGCAGAUGGCCCCCAAAGCCGGCUCGCAAUUGCGAAACAAUUAUUCGCUGAAUCGUUUCUGUCUGUGGAUGAGAAUGAUUCGGACGACAUUCGCCCUCUUACGUGUCUUUCAGAUCAACAAGCUCACUUGCCUACGGUCAAUAGGGAACUUCGCAAGAUUGCACGUGCUACGAUGCGUCUCGCAGAGUCAAUUGUGGAUUCGGUUCACCAUGUCCGUAGCUCGAUGAAGAUGUCGACAGGAUGCCAAGAGCUCAUGGAAAACUGGUACCUCUUUGCCUCAGAACAUGGUCAACACGCUCAGAAAUUUAUGGAUCGAUCCUCACUGCUCCGUUUCAAUCGUCUCUUAAUCAAGCUCGCUAUCUCAUGGGUGUCGUUCAUAUGCGACGAUUGCCCUCCCAGUGAUAGAAAGACGUUCAAGUGGGCCGUAAACGCACUUGAGUUUGCGUUUCAGAGGACAAAACGAAAUAUCCUUCAUCUACCCGACGAACAGUUCCAGAUGCUUCGGCAGAAAGUUGGGAACUGCAUCACCUUGCUAAUGGGUCACUUCGAUAUCCUCGGAGCUCGUUCAUCCCUCGAAGCUCUGAGAGAAAAAGAGAGACAAGAACAGCAGCGCACACCGAGGAUGGACGCUCUUCUCAAUGCCGAAGACGAAAAUACUCCCGACGAUGGGUUGUCAUUACCUGACAGCGGUGCGCGAAAUUUUUGGACCCAAGUCUCAAAAGCAAUCCAAGAAGUCGAAGGGCAACGAGUCGUGGUUGGUACUGAAUUCCGGAUACUCGGGCGUGUCUUGGACACAGAGAAACUUGAAGACCGGUCACUUGUAUUCCUGGCCUCCUCGACUUCGAAUAUUUCAAUACGCUGGCAACAAGGCAGGUUCAUUGGUGCCGGUGCCUUCGGAUCUGUUUAUCUUGCUGUCAACCUCGAUAAUGGAGGACUUAUGGCGGUGAAAGAAAUCAAGUUCCAAGAACUGUCUGGUAUUCCGAACCUUUACUCUCAAAUCAAGGACGAGCUCAGUGUUAUGGAGAUGCUCCAUCAUCCUAACGUAGUUGAGUAUUAUGGAAUUGAGGUUCAUCGAGAUAAAGUCUAUAUUUUCGAAGAAUACUGUCAGGGUGGUAGCCUUGCCGCGUCUUUAGCACAUGGGAGGAUAGAAGACGAAAGGAUUAUUCAGGUAUACACGAUGCAAAUGCUGGAAGGGCUCGCCUAUCUUCAUUCCAGAGGCAUAGUCCAUCGUGAUAUAAAACCAGAUAACAUUCUUCUGGAUCAUUUGGGCGUGAUCAAGUUUGUUGACUUCGGUGCAGCCAAGAUACUCGCGAAGAACCAACGAUCAAUGGCGGCGCGUUCUCGUCGAGCUGAUAGCGACCCCACAAAUGCAGGCGGUCUUGGUAUGAACAACAGUCUCACGGGAACUCCGAUGUACAUGUCUCCUGAGGUUAUCAAGAACGAUAAACGAGGUCGACAUGGAGCGAUGGACGUUUGGUCAUUAGGGUGUGUAGUACUUGAAUGUGCAACCGGGAGAAAGCCUUGGAGUAAUCUCGAUAAUGAAUGGGCAAUCAUGUUCCACAUUGGUGUCGCGACUCAACAUCCCCCCCUUCCAGAACCUGAUCAGCUCAGUGAACUGGGUAUUGCAUUCAUUAAACAAUGUCUAACGAUUGAUGCUAUGCGUCGGCCCAGCGCAGACGAGCUUCUUGGUCAUCCCUGGAUGAUCGAGUUUCAAGAAGCAUUGGCGAGUUACGAAGAAGACGAGAUCGCAAACGAUCCUCCGAGAGAAAUGCCGCCCGUGGAAAACUUCGCUAACGCAACUGUUGCGCGUCAAGCUGUUAUCAUUCAGGAAAAAGAAGUGGAGAACAUAACUCGGGCAUCACCGACCUCCGAAUUGGGUUCAACACCCGAGGAAACCUUUUUGGAGUCAGUAUAA